AUGAUAAUUAUCCUGUGUUUAUGCUUAUUAAUUGACCUUCAAAAAUGCAAUUAAGAAAUUAAUCAUGAAAAUAGAGCAGUCGAUAACCCUCAUAUAGCAAUAUUAUAUGGUAAUUCAACCUUGGGUUAUUAUUAUAUGAACAUUUAUAUUGGUGAGAAUAUGACAAAGCACAGUGUAAUUGUAGAUACUGGUAGUUAAGCAACAACAAUCAACUGCAAUCAAUGCCAUCAAUGUGGACAACAUUAAAAUCCUCCAUACUCAUUCAAUGAGAAAAAUUACAAUAGCUCUGAUUUAAGGAUAGAUUUCAAUUGUUCCUCAUUUGAAAAUGAUAGAUGCAAUUUCGCUUCUUAUUAUGUAGAGGGGAGCUCAAUUGCAGGAUUUUAUUUUAAGGACAAGGUUUUAAUAGGAGAUGGAUUGAUUUAGUUAGAUGAUCGAUAUAUUGAGUAAGAAUCCUUUGAAUCAAUUCUUGGAUGCACUUAAUUUGAGACUGGAUAAUUAUAUCAAUAGAUGGCAGAUGGUAUAUUCGGACUUGCACCCAUUAAUAAUCAUUCUUAAUAUCCUCCAAGUUUAAUAGAUUUCAUAGCCAAAAAAGAUAAGGCAUUAUCUUUAAAGAGAAGAUUCUCUAUUUGCUUAAACGAUGAUUAUGGUUACAUCAGUGUUGGUGGAUAUGAUUUAUUGAGACAAGAUCCAGAUUUCAAAAUAAAUAAAAUCAAAUUCAAACCUACCUAGCAAUACUAAGUAAACCUAACCAAAAUAGCUUUUGGAGAUCAAACCUUCACUGUUAAUAAUAAGAUUUACACUGGAGGUCAAGGUACAUUUAUUGAUUCCGGAGCUACUAUUUCUUACAUGGAUCGUGAGAUAUAUUCAUAAUUAGUGUAGUCCAUCAAAGAUCAUUUUGAAUUAAAUAAAGCUCCAAUAACAACUAUACUUUAAUCAUAGGUUUGUUUUAAAUUCACUCAGGAUGUUUUAGAUUAAUAUUCGUAUUUCCCUACGAUAAAAUUUAUUUUCGAUGAUGAUGUCGAAAUAUAUUGGAAACCAUAGGAAUAUCUGAAUAUUCAAGAGAAUUAGGUUUGCAUAGGUGUAGAAAGAUUAUCAGAUAGGGUUAUUUUGGGGUAAAAUUGGAUGAGGAAAAAGGAUAUUCUCUUUGAUUUGGAUUAAUAAGAGAUCUCUGUUGUAUCCGCAAAUUGCACUUUGGAUUAUUUCAAAUUGUAGGUCAUAAAUACUUCUGAUGAUUAAACAGGUCAAUAAAAUCAGCCAGUUGUUAAAAAUAUUAGGUUACCAAGUCUGUUGAAAUCAAGUAUAAAAGAGGAAGAGGAUGAGGAAGAGGUUGCUGAAGUGAAAGAGGAUAAGAUUGCUGAAGAGGAUAAAGAUAAUGAUACUGUUGAGGAAGAAUAAAAGGAGGAGGAUGAGCAUUCAUGGCUGGAGAUAUUGUUUUACAUUUUCAUUGUUGUUAUUACAUUAAAAGGUCUGAUCUUCUUAGGACUUUACAUUAUGAAGAGAUUGGGAGGUAAUCUUUACAGUUAUGAGUAAAAACAUGAGAAAUUUUAGAAAUUAAAUAACUAAAUUCACAUGGAAGAUGAAGAUGAAAAAGAAUCUACAGAACAUAAGAUUGAGUUAGUCAUUCAAUAAAGUGAUAUAAUUGCUUGA
Paramecium tetraurelia is the source of this 1647-nucleotide messenger RNA. RefSeq lists its product as uncharacterized. Gene Ontology annotation, biological process: proteolysis. Lineage: Eukaryota; Ciliophora; Oligohymenophorea; Peniculida; Parameciidae. The transcript is spliced from 3 exons. The record is from RefSeq and is a predicted model, not a curated record. Gene Ontology annotation, molecular function: aspartic-type endopeptidase activity.